Messenger RNA from Chanos chanos (milkfish), 3786 nucleotides. It is a transcript of the gene tbc1d4, whose product is annotated as TBC1 domain family, member 4. Lineage: Eukaryota; Metazoa; Chordata; Actinopteri; Gonorynchiformes; Chanidae. The coding region runs from base 1 to 3738 and encodes 1245 amino acids. The record is from RefSeq and is a predicted model, not a curated record. The transcript has 20 exons.
AUGGAGGGUCACAAUGACAAAGGGAAUAAUCCUCCAAAGCCAGAUAAAAAAUUUUCACUUUGGUACAUGGGAUGGUCCUCCUUAGACAGGCGGACAACACUGCCGAUGCUGCCGUGGCUUGUUGCGGAGAUUCGCAGAAAAAGUGAGAAGAAUGAAAGUGGUCCCGCGCAGGCCAGAGAAGUUCAGCUGUUACUUAUACCUCCUCUCAUCCGCUGUGUCCCCGCGAACAGCAGCAAUGCCUCCGUCUUCAUUUUCGAACACAAAGCGCAGUUCAUAUCACGGUUCAUCCACAACAGUCAUGACCUCACAUAUUUUGCCUAUCUGAUCAGGAACCAGCCUGAAGAUCCCGAAUCUGAAAUGGCAUGCCAUGUGUUCAAGGCGUGUGACCCAAACCAGGUGCCAGAGGUAAUCAGCAGCAUCAGACAAGUUUCCAAGGCAGCCCUAAAGGAGGACAGUAGACCCAAACAAGACAGUGAUGAAUCCUUCUACAACUCCCAGAAGUUUGAGGUGCUGUACUGUGGCAAGGUGACAGUUAACCACAAGAAAGCACCUUCCACCCUAAUCGACGAUUGUAUCGAUAAGUUCCGUCAGCACGAGGUGGAACGCAAGCGUCUACGCCUCCUCAAUGGCCAGCGUGGUUCCACAGAGACCCCCGUGGAUUUCAUAAUCGGCGAAGACCCCCUGAGUGCUUCUCUGAAUGAAGCUGCAGAGACCCAGACUGGGCCAUCGGAUGUGCCGUUGGAUUCGGGCAACGAGAAGAUUAACCCGAAUAGCAGUCCGAGCAUGGGAGGCCUUCGUGGGACUUUCCCUGAAUGUAUCUUGGAGGACUCGGGGUUCGAGGAGCAGCAGGAGUUCCGCACACGCUGCAGCAGUCUGGCAGGCAGCCUGCAAAGGAGGCCCAGGGAGGCGGCCAGCAUGGGGCCCGUCCGCAGAAGGCACUCUAGCGCCCCCAAUAACGUACAGCCCUCUGACGCUGACAAGAACCGCACCAUGUUGUUCCAGGUUGGACGGUUUGAAGUAAACGUCAUUAGCCCUGACAGCAAGACAGUGGUUCUCGAGAAGAAUUUCAAAGACAUCUCCUCCUGUUCUCAGGGUGUAAAACAAACAGAUCACUUUGGCUUCAUCUGUCGUGAAACCGCAGAGUCUGGGCCCAGUCAGUACGUGUGUUACGUGUUCCAGUGUGCGAGUGAGUCUCUAGUCGAUGAGGUAAUGCUCACCAUGAAGCAGGCUUUCAGUACAGCUGCAGCUCUCCAGAGCUCUAAAACCCCCAUCAAACUGUGUGAAGCCUGUCCAAUGCAUGACUUGCACAAGCUCUGUGAGAGGAUUGAAGGUCUGUACCCUCCGAGGGCAAAAAUAGCCAUUCAGAAAUAUCUCUCUCAACUGAGUGACAACGAACAAGCAGAUAUUUUUGAGCGUGUACAGAGGAUGAAACCCAGUUCUGACCAAGAAGAGAAUGAGUUAGUCAUAUUGCACCUCAGACAACUGUGUGAGUCUAAGCAGAAAACCCAUGCCCAUAUUGGAGAAGCCCCUCAGAAUGCCCCUGCUACCUCUGCGACCUCAGACUCCUCUUCCACAGGUGGGCGCUUCAAACUGGACGUGCUAAAGAACAAAGCGCGUACCUCCUUGACCAACUCCCUGGAGAAUAUCUUCUCACGGGGAGCAAGUCGUAUGCGAGGACGACUGGGUAGCAUGGGAAGCAUGAGCAGUUUUGAACGACAGGACAACUCUCCUGAGGAUUCCCCUCCUGGUACACCUCAUUUCCUUGACGACGACCCUGAUGCCCCACAAUUCCGUCGCCGUGCUCACACCUUUAGCCAUCCACCAAUCAAGAAGAGGAUCUCUUUCACUGACGUUCCAUCCACACAGACCUCCAGAGCUCCUGUGCGCAGACAGCAGUCUGUGGCCCCAGAACUACUCCAAAGCAGCCCUGACGGCAUCUCCAGAACGCGCAGCCUCUCUGAGUGCGACUCCUCCUUCAGCCUUCCCUCCUCCUUCUCAGCUCCCACUUUCCUGAAAAGUAUUUACCAGGGCUCAUUCAGCUCGUUGGCCUCCCUCCCAGACAGCGGGACCCUUAAGAGUAAUGGAGAGGGCAGAAAGCGGACUUUCUCGGGGUGCAGCAACGACUCUUUGUCUGCCGUGACUCCACGCAGAAUCUCUUGGCGUCAGAAGAUCUUUCUUAGGGUUGCCUCGCCUAUGAACAAAGCAUCUAUGCAACAUCAGGACCACAUGGAUGGACGCGAGCUCUUGCCUCUCUCCCCUCGUGCCUUCGACCAGGGCCAGGAUCCCCUCCUCAGCCUCCUGCCCUCUGAACAGCCCCCAAGUGGGGAAAGGACCGGCCAUCGCACUCCAGCCGACUACAGGGCGUUGUGGAAGAAAGCCAUCCACCAGCAGAUCCUACUGAUCCGCAUGGAAAAAGAGAACCAGCGUCUGGAGGCCAGUCGGGAUGAGCUACACAUCCGGAAGAUGAAGUUGGAUUACCAGGAAGUUGGCCAGUGCUCCAAGGACAUCCAGGCCUUCUGGGAGAAGAAGCUGAGUGUGCCCUGCAGGACAAUGGCUCAGUGGGACAAAGAGGAAAUUCUCAAUGCUCUCUGCCAGGGUGUCCCUAAAAGCAGACGUGGUGAGAUCUGGCUGCUUCUUUCUCAGCAGCAUCGUUUGCGUCACCGGCUUCCGUCCAGACAGCAGGCUCCAGACACGCCCUACCAGGACCUUCUCAAACAGCUUACAGCACAGCAGCACGCCAUCCUCGUAGACCUAGGCCGGACCUUUCCCACACACCAGUACUUCAGUGCCCAGUUGGGUGCCGGCCAGCUGUCCCUGUAUAACCUACUGAAGGCCUACUCACUGCUGGACACAGAGGUGGGCUACUGUCAGGGCAUCAGCUUCGUGGCCGGAGUCUUGCUGCUGCACAUGAGUGAGGAGCAGGCCUUCGACACACUCAAAUUCCUCAUGUAUGAGCUAGGCUUCCGUCGACAAUACCGACCCGACAUGAUUUCAUUACAGAUCCAGAUGUACCAACUGUCUCGUCUGCUGCACGACUAUCAUCGCACGCUGUACAACCACCUGGAGGAGCACGAGAUCUCGCCCAGCCUGUAUGCCGCGCCCUGGUUCCUCACGCUCUACGCUUCGCAGUUCCCCCUCGGCUUUGUCGCCCGUAUCUUCGACCUCCUAUUCAUCCAGGGCACAGAGGUGAUAUUUAAGGUGGCAUUGUGUCUGCUGAGUAGUCAUGAAGGAGAAAUAUUAGAGUGUGACAGCUUUGAGAGUAUUGUGGACUACCUUAAGACCACCAUCCCCACUCUCACCCAGAGCCAGAUGGAGCAGACCAUCUCUAAGGUUAUGGAGAUGGACAUCUCAAAGCAACUCCAUGCGUAUGAGGUUGAGUACCACGUCCUGCAGGAUGAGAUGGUUGACACUCCUCUUGUGUCUGAAGAUUCUGAUAGGUUGGAAAAACUAGAGAAGUCCAAUGCUCAGCUCAAAAAACAGAACAUGGAUCUUCUUGAGAAAUUACAGGCUGCUCGGGUAAAGAUCCAGAGCCUGGAGACCAGCGUUGAGAGUUUUCUGUCACGAGAGAGUAAGAUGAAGCAUCUGAUUCGCUCGCUGGAGCAGGAGAAGGCGUCGUAUCAGAGGACCAUCGAGCGCAUGCGAAGCUGCCUCCCGGCCGACGCCGUGGCCGACGUGGAGAUGACCCAGCUGAAGACGGGAACUAAUGGCAAAAGCAAAACGGCGGGCAAGAAACCAUGAUGUGUAAAAAAAAUGUCCAAAUGUUGGAGGUUGUACUUCCGGUAUGGA